AUGAGUAAUCAAACACAGUCGCCAGAUGGACUUGGAAGGAGGACUUCAAUGUCAAGACGGUCCCCAUCGAUCCUAGUUACUGACGCAAGGUCUUCGCAAAAACGGAUUAGUGCGCCAUUUGCUGGCCAUGCUGCAGGAGUCAGAAGUGGAAAAUCAGGACGAUCUACUUUCAAUGGGCUAGAGCCAAUUCAGGGCAGCUCUUCGGGCCCGAGGACCACUUCAGUUCGUCGUGGAAGUGCCACUAUGAGCUCAAGCGACCUCUUACCAGUACGACGCUCUAAGAGCAAAACCAAGCUUCGAAACGGAAAAUUCAGUGAUAUCUCUAUAGACAACCUCUUGUCUGAGGUGUCUGACGUUCCAUCUGGUCGCAGAGAAGAGCGAUUGUCAUCAUCAUCACACGAUUCUGGAUACAUGUCCACUCGCCGAUUUGCUCGCACGCACCAAUACAAUAAGAUGAUUAAUCCACUACCGCCAAGGACAUCUAAGACGUCGAAGAAAUUGGUCCUCAUUCCAGAUGAGUUUGAACGAAAGCCGGCAACACAAAGUUUUGAUAGGAGAUGGCCGUCAAGAAAUACCAGGUUGGACGCUGACAGAGUAGCCAGUAUAGAGGAUAAUCUUUCGCGUAUCACUGCCUAUAAUGUUGCAGAAGGUUUCAACCUCCAGCUGGCUUCCAAGUUUUUGAAAACUACACAUGGCGUUUCUCCAAGACUUUACGAUGAAUGCCUUUAUGUCCCUUAUUGCCUGCCAUUACUACCGGGAAAGGAUGGUUUUAGGCUAAGGUCAAACGUAUCCAAGAAGACAGUUGGAGGUAAAAGCCUAAUAGAUCGUCUCAUUGAUAAAAGCGAACAGCGGGAUCAUCACUACGAGUACUACUCGGGCGUUGAAACAGUGGCGGACAUGCACAACAACUUUGAACUCAGUGAGUCCAUAGCCGCAGAACUUGAUAGAAACGAUGUUGUCCCAACACCAGAUCAUUUACCAAAUCCUACGAGCAACAACACAGCUUCAUUCGAUCCAAGUGAGCCGCAGUUUUUCGCUGAGCAGAGCAUGAGUGAUAUGGCUGAUGAGCAGAAUGGAGAUAGAAAGUCUGUAACGAAUUUCUCCCCAUCCUCUCAGUCUCUGGAAAGUUCAAAUGAGAUAAGUAAACAACAACACGCUGAGAUGUUUAUUUUCAGCUACGGAGUCGUAGUUUUUUGGAAUUUUACCGAGAUUCAUGAGAAGAACAUUCUAGGAGACAUCGCAUUUGCAGAUUACGACGAUCUAGUCGUAAGACCCCUGGAUGAGCAAGACAUUGAAACUGAACAGUUCCACUUCGAGUACGACAUGGAGAUCGACAGGCCUAGUAUCUUUAAUGAUAUUGUAACUCUCAGAUCAGGAGAUCACAUAAUAAAGUUAACAUUAUCUCACUCUAUUGCACAGUCGACUAAAUUAUCCAGAUUUGAGUCAAGAAUUUCCCCGAUUUUGGGAACAGUUUCUAAACUGCCGAAAAGGCUGGCUCUUUAUGGUACUUUAGGUCUCAAACGAGAGCAACUUUUGAAAAAAUCUGGGAAAUUAUUCAAACUUAGAGUCGACGUCAACCUUUCCUCCAGCGUCUUAGAUACCCCGGAGUUUUUUUGGUCAUUUGAACCAAGUUUACACCCUCUUUAUCUGGCAAUGCGCGAGUAUCUUGAAAUUGAUCAGAGGGCUCAGGUAUUAAAUGAUCGCUGCAAGGUCUUUUUAGAAUUCUUUGACAUUUGUGUUGACUCAGUGGCCGAGCGAAAUAUGGCCAAGAUAACAUGGUGGUUCAUCGCCGUAAUUUUUAUCAGUGUUCUAGUCUCCAUUGGAGAAAUCGUCGUCAGAUCCUUUAUCGUUCGCCGUUUGAAACGUCACAAUUGA
Molecule: messenger RNA, 1875 nt
Organism: Lachancea dasiensis
Lineage: Eukaryota; Fungi; Ascomycota; Saccharomycetes; Saccharomycetales; Saccharomycetaceae
Source: the annotation of a GenBank genome assembly